UUUACGAGAAGAAAAUACCUGUUAUUCGCCGGCGAGUUCUCGCUCUGAAGGAAUCAAUGCGGAAGUGUUUUACUCAAGAAAAAAACAAAAGUUCAGGUGUAAGACUCUGCUCCAUCUGCAGACGUCCAAAUCAUAUCCUUAAGGACUGCUUUUACAAAAAUAAAAAUACGAGAAGUGCUCCAUGUAAUGAAAAUAAUCAAAGGCGAAAUAGGCUACAUCAUGUCAAACAAUCAACAAAACAACGAAGUGUUAGUGAUAAUGUGUUUACUACAUAUCAUUAAGAAAGCCUAAGUGAUAAAAUAUGCUUGCUGGACAGUGGAGCUUCUUGUCACAUGACCAAAGACAGUAUAUGGUUUGAAGAAAUAAUCCCUGAAACAAAGGAUAUUUAUUUAUCAGGGUCUUGCACCUGAAAAUUCAGUCGGAUAUAAUCCUUGCUGUGUAUCAAAUUUCUUCAUUUCAAUGAAUGAAUAAAUGGUAAGUGCUGUAAAAUGGUAGUUUAUCAAAAAUUUGGAGUUAUUGGAACAACUUUAGUAUUUGCUGUUCUUCAGAAGUUGAAAUUCCAGCUUUUUCGACUUUUUAUAGUGUAUGACACUUGUCGGAGAACCAAUACAUGUGACAAUUCAACGGAUUUACUGAAUACCACAGACAUUUACUUCCAAGAUGAAAAUGUGUCAGAUUACAUAUUCAAGUGUUUAAUCGUGAACAACACAGUUUCAAUUUUUCCAUGCAUUUUCCUAGCAGCUUGGAGUGACAAACAUGGCAGGAAAGUUCUUUUAUCUCUUCCCUUCGUGGGAUCUAUCAUUGGGGAUAUUCUUAUGCUGGUUCUUUUAUAUGUCCCCAUUGCCUCUAAAAACAUGUUAUUGCUUUCGGAAGCUGUUCAUGGAUUUUGCGGUGGUACCGUCUUGAUUGGACUCGGUUGUUUGUGCUACCUCACUGACUCCACAGAUCAUCGCCUGCGUACAUGGUUCAUCGGACUACUCCUUGGAAUGAUAAACUUCUUACCAGUGAUUGAAAUGGCUUUUCAAUACUUCUUCAAUCCGAUAAAAAUUUCUCUUGAUUUCCGGACGCUCAUCCUAAUUGGCAUUUCCAUUCGAAUGUUUCUCACGGUGUACUUUUUAAUAUAUAUUAAAAUAUUCGUGGUGGAAUCAGUUUUUGUGUUGGGGAGUUACCAGGGAAAUCCUUGGGCAAAUCUUUUGACUCCGAUCAACGUAUCAGAUACUGUGAACUGUGUUUUUAAAAGAAGACUAGAUAAUAUGAGAUUUUUUAUUAUCGCUUUGUGUACAGUUUUCAUCUUUUACAGCUUCGUCUUGUACGGAAACAUUACAGUGUGGACUCAACAUUUUUGGAAAUUUUUUCAUAUGUCACUCAAAAACGUUAUGAUUUUCUCUGGUACUUAUGCUAGCUGUCAAACUCUCAUAUUGUGGAUCUCUAUCUAUUCAGCUCUAAAGUGCCGAGUUUUGGACAUAGAACUUGGCAUCUAUGGAACAGUUUCGCUUGCUGCAUCAUGCAUUACUUUAACUUUUAUAAGAAAUUGCUGGUUAGCUGUCAUGGGUGCUCUAAUAAGUAUUGCAUCUUUACUCAUUCCAACAUCUAUCCUAUCCGUCCUUUCGAAACUCAUCGAGCGUAAUGAAACGGGAAGCAUGUACGCUGGAAUUGGUUUUCUGAUGCUUGUGAGUCAAUUAAUGUCCAUUCCAUCCUAUCGAGCUUUGUAUGAAAUUUGUACAGAAGCGGGCAUACCGCAAGUAACGUUUCUCUUAUCUUUUGGAUUUGCAACUUUUGGAAUGCUCUUCUUCAUAUACUUAAAGAAACUUAUCGCCCCUGAUCUUCUUGGACAUCUAAAUGCAAGCGAAAGCUUAGCUCUCAUCUCCAGGAAAACUGAAUUCGAGCAACUAUUCCAAUAACUUUUCUCAUGACUCUACGAACAAUGCUGUGUUUUUGGUUAUUAAACUUUGUAACAAUUCUUUACUUUGAACUUUUAAGUUAUUGAACUUUUGUAAAGUCUGUAUUUGCUGAUAUUAUAUUUACUAUAUUACUAGAAGACCUUAUGUAUUGAAAUAAUUAAACUUAUUUUUUCUUUUGAUAAA
Messenger RNA from Argiope bruennichi, 2084 nucleotides. RefSeq lists its product as uncharacterized. Gene Ontology annotation, cellular component: membrane. Gene Ontology annotation, biological process: transmembrane transport. NCBI's taxonomy places the organism in Eukaryota, Metazoa, Arthropoda, Arachnida, Araneae, Araneidae. The record is from RefSeq and is a predicted model, not a curated record. The coding region runs from base 489 to 1901 and encodes 470 amino acids. The transcript has 7 exons. Gene Ontology annotation, molecular function: transmembrane transporter activity.